AUCAACUUAUUCCGGAAAAAUUCCGAUUAGUCCGGACCCGCCCACCUCCAGUGACAUAUCAUCCAUGUGUACGGAGUUUACUUCAGGAUUUGCAUAAAUUUCGUGUUUCUGGAUUGUUAUUUACAUAUCUGACAAUGUUCCGGUGCACGGCAACCGGAUUUUAAUUGCGGAUAAGUAUCCCGGAGCGCUCCAGAGACGUUCGCUCCGGAACACGAUAAACUCGCCAAAACUUGAGUGAUUAAUCUUAUCGAUUGUGGGUGGUUUUCAGAGGUUUUUUUUAAUUGAGUUUGGGAAGUGCUUAAUGAGUGGUUCACAGAUCUGUUGUCUGUAAGCAAAAUGGUUGCGGUUUUGCGAAAAUUUGUACUUUUUUUCAUCGGGAUUUUGCCAGCAGUGACAGCACAAGGGAAAUUCAUCAAUCACUUCGGCGGCCAAGUGGGAGAUUACCAGACGAACCGUGGCACAGUGACGCACGUUCAGGCCAUCGUCAAAGGCAACGCGCAGUUGCCUUGUGAUCUCCUUCCUCCGGCGCUCAACGACAGUGUCGUCCUUGUUGUGUGGUACAAAGACGAGCACACGCCAAUUUACAGUUACGACACGAGAGGACCGUACAAAACGACGCCGAAGCAUUGGCAGGAUAGCAAUUUGGGCCAGCGAGCUUUUUUCAGGACAAUGACAGAUCCUGCCACGUUGAACAUAGACAACAUCAAUGAAAAAGACGAGGGGGAGUAUCGAUGUCGCAUCGAUUAUUUACGAUCGCCGACGAAGAACUUGAGAGUAAAGCUGGCAGUUAUAGUUCCUCCACAAAAACCGACCAUUAUCGACGAACGAGGUAAAGAGGUUCCAUCGCUGGCAGGUCCCUACGAAGAAGGAGGAGACAUGAAAUUAACUUGUAUUGUUAGUGGGGGCAAACCGGAGCCGACAAUAAAAUGGUGGCGUGGUGAGAAGCUUAUAGAAUCGACGGAGACCCGCAGUGGAUUUCAGAAUGUGCGCUCCAACCAACUCGUCAUCAAAGGCUUGCGAAGGGCCGAUCAGCACGCCGCUUUUACAUGCCAAGCUUCCAACAACAACAUCAGUCAACCGGUGUCGGCCACAACGUCCAUCGAAAUAUAUUUUCGGCCACUACAUGUGGAGAUAAUGAGCAGCAACAAUCCCUAUUCUGCCGACAGACUGUACGAAAUAGCGUGCCAAACAUUCGGAUCAAGGCCUCCGGCUAAAAUUACUUGGUAUAUGGAUAACAAGGAGCUUCUUCCACCAAAACAUAAUUAUACUCAAGAGGACUCGCCAGACGGCAACGUGACUCUUUCCAAUUUGUCUCUUAUUCUGACUAGGCAGGAUAACGGCAAGACUCUCACGUGUAAGGCUUCAAAUCACCUGGUGCAAAACGGCGUGGAAGAAGCCACAGUCAAACUCAACGUUUUCUAUGUGCCGAUCCUGCACCUGUCUUUGGGCUCGAACCUGAAUCCGGACGACAUCGAAGAAGGAGAUGAUGUUUACUUUGAAUGCAAAGUGAAUGCUAACCCUGAGGCAUAUAAAGUACUCUGGAAGCACAACGAUCAAGUUAUACAACAUAAUCAAAAGGGCGUUAUUGUAAGUAGAGGGAACCUGGCUUUACAAGGAGUUACAAGGAGCCAAGCUGGAAAUUAUUCAUGCGUAGCUUCCAACGUCGAAGGGGAUGGUGAUAGUAACAGGGUGGAACUCAAAAUCAUGUACAAGCCUGUAUGCCGGCCCGAACAAAAGCGCAUUUACGGCGUAGCCCGCCACGAGAAUGCCAAAAUCCUAUGCGAGGUGGAGUCCUAUCCACCCCCCGACAGCUUCAAAUGGUCUUUCAAUAACUCCGCCGAGAACGUGGACGUGCCCCAAAUGCGCUACCAUUCGGGCGUGCACCACUUCACGUCCACCCUUACGUACACCCCUAUGAACGAGUUAGACUAUGGCACUGUCAUGUGUUGGGCAAACAAUUUGGCCGGGAGGCAAUUGGAGCCGUGCAUCUUCCACGUCAUCGCCGCCGGCAAGCCAGAUCCUCCCUUCAACUGCACCAUCAUGAACCAGACCAGCGAAUCGCUGGACGUCGAAUGCUCGGAAGGGUUUGAUGGGGGCCAACCGCAAUUUUUUCUGCUGGAAGUUUACGAUCAACAGACCGACGCUCUUCAGGCCAAUGUGUCCGCCAAGUUCCCUUUGUUUACCAUCAGCGGACUCGAUCCCGGAAAGAUACUCAAAAUGGUGGUCUACGCUGCCAACUCCAAGGGAAAGAGCGAAUCCGUUAUGCUGGAGGGCCUGAUGCUGAAAGCUGCCGAAAAGCAAACAGUCUUGUCGCUGGGAACGCGGGAUCAGCUGGAAAUCGCGCCAAUUCUGGGAAUAUUAGUAGCCAUCGUGACCGCACUUCUCCUGGUGACAGUCGUAAUUCUGGGGGCUCUCAAAGUGCGAGCUGCGCAUCGACAGGGCUCUAGAGCUCUUAGACCUGGCUUCCUGCCCGUCAAGGAGAAAGUCACAUUGCCGUUACGGUCCGAAUCCGAGGAUUUGUUUGAGAAAGACGAUAAAAAUCCAGAUGUAAUUCCGGCUAAUAAAGACUCCGAUUAUCAACUGGGGUCAGCCGCUCAAACUCCCGGUUUGAAUAAUUCAGUGACAGCUACAACAGAGUACGAAGCAUCACCCCCUCAGCAGAAUCUCACGCCCCUGGCAGAGGCCUUCAUGGCUAGAGAUCGAGCUUACGCUUCCCAACAUGGCAACGAGGUGACUUAUGCAGAGCUGUCUCUGGCAAGUCCGAAUUCUCUGGAUACGAUGAAAAACGGCGGUAGCCAAUACAGCACUCUUCGCAACCGCGAAGACUCGACAAUAUACGCCCAAAUAGACCACGGCAGACGACUGCCGCCUCCAAUUCCCGGCAAAACUUCGCCCUUGGUGUCUCCCGUGUCAUCUCUCUUUCCUUCCGCCAAGCCGGGGCUUUACCACCGGGAUGCUGUGACGGUUCGAACACCACUUAUGGGCUGCCAGCAGGAAAGUUGCGUCUAAAAAGGAGUGUAAAUAGUGCGUAAUCUACAAAUAUGGACAUAUCUGAUGUACACAUCAUAUCGGGUCUACGUGUCUUUCUAAUCACAUCAUGUCUGUGUGUAUAUCAAAUGUAUAUUACAACAUAACUUAUCAAAGGGUUUGCGGCCAUAUUAUCCCUUUGUAAUUUCAUUUCUAGUCAUGUACGGAUUACCAAACUUUUCUAAACUAGUGAAUGUAUUUUGUACAGAAACGAUUUUUUAUAGACUGAUUUUGAAACGAAGGCAAUGAGUGAGCGAGUGGAAAGUCUGUAGGCACAAAUGUGUAUUAUAGUGUAUAUACACAAUUUUAAAACAUUGUUAUCUUAAUGAAUGUGAUAUCAUGCGCUUCGGUGCCGGAGCUGCUGUGGUAUAAUUAUGAAAUUAUAUAAAUUAUAUACGAUUCGUUUAAUGUUUCAAAUUUACUAUGUCUCUAUAAGACGAUCUGUAACUUAUGUAAACAUGGUAAGGAUAUCAAAAUAAAGUGUU
Molecule: messenger RNA, 3512 nt
Organism: Tribolium madens (black flour beetle)
Lineage: Eukaryota; Metazoa; Arthropoda; Insecta; Coleoptera; Tenebrionidae
Product: nephrin
Exons: 14
Coding region: 337-3009 (890 amino acids)
Molecular function (GO): protein binding
Source: RefSeq, a predicted model, not a curated record